Messenger RNA from Acanthaster planci (crown-of-thorns starfish), 8906 nucleotides. RefSeq lists its product as uncharacterized. Lineage: Eukaryota; Metazoa; Echinodermata; Asteroidea; Valvatida; Acanthasteridae. The record is from RefSeq and is a predicted model, not a curated record. Gene Ontology annotation, molecular function: RNA binding. Gene Ontology annotation, cellular component: nucleus.
GCUGCGCGAUCGCGUGGAAAUGAGCUUGUUCUCGAUGGUGAACAAUUUUUUUGACGUCUAAUUUUCUCCGCAACGAUGGAAAUAUUUUCUCACAAGUGACUUGGAAUUUUUCACUUAUAACCAUGGAUGCAGUGCGGCUGUUUAAUAAUGAGCUCUCCAGCCUGUACGAGAGCAAACCGCCCAUCUCCAGGGCCAAGAUGACCCAGGUCACCAAGAUGGCCAUCAAAGCCAUCAAGUUCUACAAGCAUGUUGUGCAGAGUGUGGAGAAGUUCAUUCAGAAGUGUCGACCAGAGUACAAGGUGCCAGGCCUGUACGUUAUCGACUCCAUUGUCAGACAGUCUCGACAUCAGUUUGGACCCGAGAAAGAUGUCUUUGCGCCACGCUUUGCCAAGAACAUCGUCAACACCUUCCAGUUCCUCUUCAAGUGUCCCCCUGAGGGGCGGGCCAAGAUUGUCCGUGUGCUCAACCUGUGGCAGAAGAACUCUGUCUUCAGUGCCGACAUCAUCCAACCCCUGCUGGACAUGGCCAACCCAGAGAAAGCUGCUGCCGUUGAGGCUACGGUAGCUACCCCUGCUGUGCCCAAGCACGACAAGCCGGACGUGAAGGCAUGGCUGUCCCAAGCCACUGAGCCGAAAGGAGGGAAGGCCGAAGCGCCAGCCAAAGACGACACCCUGUCCACCGUCCAGCAGAUCCUGCAACAAACCCAACAGCAACAGAUCCAACAACAGCAGCUGCAGCAGUUACAGCAGCUGCAGCAGCAGUUGGAGCAGCAGAAGCAGGCCACAGACAUGUCGGCCAGCGGCGGCAACACAGGGCUGGUGCUGGACAGUCACCUGGUGGAGCAGAUCCAGACGCUGACCGCCUACCUGUCCACGCUGACCGGCAAGGUGGCCGGAGGCAGCGGGGGCAGUUCCAGCAGCAGCAGCAGUAACAAUGCCGCUGCUGGAGGCAGCAGCAGCGCCAGCAACAGCAAGCCAGUGGAGAGUAGUAAGCCGGCAGUGCCCACACCGGUCCCGGCGCCCAGCACCGAGGCCAAGGCUCUAGGCUUCAAUAAAGCUCUCCUUGAUUUUGACUACGGCGACGAAGAGGAAGAGGAGACUAAAGAGACGCACCCAGUGGCCGUCCCACAGCCCAAGGCAUCGGGCAUGGAGCCCAACGUGCAGGCCGUGCAACGGCUGACCGAGGAGCUGAAGAACGCCCAGAGCCAGCAGGAGUUCCUCCGCCAACAGCUGCGGCAGCAGUCUGGGAUGCCGGCCAUGCCUCCUGGCUAUGCCAAGAUGAUGCAGCCACCAGAGCCCGAGGCGCCACCAGAGCCAGCCGCCGAUGUGCCGGCCGUCAAGCAGGACACAGCAGACGACGAGGAGAUGCUGCAGAUGCAGAAGCUGCAGCAGGAGGCCGCGGCCAUUGAAGAGCAGCAGCAGCAGCGCCGGUCGGGCCGACGACACCACGAGAACGACGACCAGGAGGAAGGAGAGAUCGUGUCGUCCCACAAACGGUCCCGGCACCGCGACAGAAGCAGGCAAAGAUCCCGAUCUCGGUCACCCAAGAGGAGACGGUCACGCUCCCGGUCCCGCUCACGGUCGGGCUCCCGGUCACGAUCCCGUUCCAAGCGGAAGAAGCGGUCGCGCUCACGCAGCCGGUCACGGCGCUCCAAGAGGUCGCGUUCCCGGGACCGGCACGAGAGGAGGCGGGAGCGGGACGAGGAGGAGCGUAGGAAGGAGAAGGAGAAGCGGGAGAUGGAGAGGGAGAGAGAGAAGAAGGGCCUGCCUCCGCUCAAAGAGAAGCAUCUCAGCGUUUGCACCAAGACACUCUGGGUUGGGCGGCUGCCUAAGCUUGGGGCAGAGACCGAACUGAGAGCUUAUCUUGAAGACUUUGGACCCAUUGCAAAAGUUGAUCUGGUUCCUCCCAGAGGAUGUGCUUACGUCUGCAUGGAGAACAGACUGGAUGCCUACAAGGCCCUGGAGAGGUUGCGGAGAGGCAAGAUGUUUGGAAACUCUGCCAAGAUUGCUUGGGCUCCCGGAAGGGGUGUGAAAGAGUACAAGCAAUAUAAUGAUUUCUGGGAAGUGGAGAAAGGCGUGACCUAUAUACCGUGGGACCAUUUGCCUUCAGAAGUGGACCUGAAUGAGUUAUCCGAAGGAGCGGCCAUUGAUGAGGACACCCUUCCGCCUGGAAUGAAGCUUGAGUUGCCAGUUGAAGAAGUUGUUGAGGACACGCCAGCACCAGGAGUAACUCAGCCUUCCCAGAUCAUCGCAACUGCCGUGGAGAGCCAGCCUUCACCUGCCAGCAUCAUGAUACCUGGCCUGAGUUUAGUGAGACCUAACAUGGCACAGCCCUUAACCACCAUAGACCACGCAGUACCAAACACCCUUCAGGCCAUGCCUAUUGGGGCCCGAAUACCCGGCCCAGCUCCACCCACCUCCAGUCAGCCACAGGCUGUGGUUCCCCCCGCCAGGCCUGAGAUGGUCCGUAUGCCCGUGUUCCAGACUGGCAUGUUCCCUCCUUUUGUGGGAUACAGUCCACAGAUGCCACCACCGCCAGGUUUCCGCUUCCCACCUGGUUUCCAAGCCCCACCUACCACAGCUAACACCCCUGUGAGUGCUGUCCCACCAUCAGGUGUGCCUCCACCUUCACUAUUUCCCAGAGGAGUUCCACCUCCUACUAGCCAACCAGGCCUACCAGGAGCCCCUGCUGUGAAAGCAGCUGCCACUGCUGACUCUAACAAACCAAGCACAAGUGACGACAAGCCUGACUUUAAAAUCCCGGGACUUGGCGGAGAUCCUGUGUCCAUUAAAACACAGGAAAGCCCAUCCCAUCUGCAAGGCAUGCCACUGAUAGGGGUACCACGUCCAGGCUUCCCCAUUUCUGGGGCUGCUCUGCAGCGUAACAUGCAGCAACUAGGGGGCACCCCAACCAGCCUAAUGGGAAUUCACCCAGGAGCCCUGCCACCAGGAUUCAGCCAAGACAUAAGGCUAGGAGUGCAGCCACCCAUACUGAGGCCACCUGGGCCUGUUACCGUUUCACAACCAGAGAAUAGUAACUCUGAUCCAGCCAAACAGGCUAAGAAUGAUGAAGGCAGACCAUCGACAUCUGGGGCCAACGAGAAGGGUGAUAUGGGACCACCACAAGGUAUUUUUGCAGUGCCAAAGCCGCCAACCUCACUUCCCAGUAAAAUCAAAGAUUAUUUGGGACAGAGAGUCCCCUCUCCAGGAAUGCCCAUCAUGCCCAGUAAGAAGGAUGUUGACAUGAGGGAAGAAAAAGUACCCUUGACUGGUGCCAAUCACUUGGAAGGGGGCUCUGCUACCGGUAACCCUGAUCAAGAUAAGAUGGGACAUCGUCCUCCAAUGUCCCAAGAGCAUGUCCUCCCCGAUGGCAGUCGAUUCCCUCCUGGCAUGCGUCUGAUGAGACCAAUCAUAGGUAUCCAGGGGCAGCCACUGAUACAGAGAGCCGUCGCCCCAGGAUUCCGGAUGAGACUUCCAGGACCAGGACAGCAGUUUGCCAUGCAGGGACAGGUGAUUCGCAUCCCAAACCAAGGGAUGCAGCCAGGCGGUCCGCAGCUCCAGAUGAUGGGGAUGAGACAGAUCCAUCCAGGAAUGAUCGGAGGGUCUGUCCGAGGCAUGAUCCCACCUCAGGGGAUAGCUACCUCUGGAGGAAUUCACAGGCCAGGAGGUGUGGCUCCACCUGGUGGAAUGCCUCAACCAGGUGGAAUGCCACCUCCUGGAGGAAUGCUUCCCCAAGGCAGUUUGCAGCCUCCUCAAGGGGGAAUUCCUCCCCGUGGAGCCAUGCCCCCACCAACCGGAGUGCCUCCAAACAGCAGACUACAAGCAGCCAGAGGCAACCAGGGGGGACAGCAGGAGGCAGAAACUCGUGAGCCGUUCCAGCCAGGCAUGAGAGGCAGACCUCCUCAGAUUGAAGGGGGUCGGGUAGACAGUGAGCGCAACCAGGAUGCAGUACCCGAGAGGAGCGGAGCUGGACGCAGUCGAUGGGGACCUCCUGUGCCUCCUGCCGCUGAGAGAGACCGGAUGCUACCUGACCGAGGCAGACCUGCCCCAGAGCCCUUGAUUGGGAAAGGAGACAAGGAUUUUAGUGAGAGGGAUGUUGACAUGCGAGAGAGGAAAUGGCCAGAAAGGGGAUGGCAUGAUCGUGACGAUCGGGAGAGAGGUGGGAUUGGAAUGCGUGACCAGGAUUGGAGGAUGCCACCUGGUGGACCAAGAGGGCCAGAUUGGAGCCGAGACCGAGAUGACCGAGGCUUUUUGCGGCCUGAUGAUAGAGAUAUACGACGGCCAGACUUUGGCAGGGAGUGGAAACGACCAGGAGACCGAGACAUGGAGAGGGACCAUUUCCGUCCAGACCUGGACCGCGGCCGGGAAGCAGAGAGGAACCUAAGAGAGCGGGAACCAGACAGAGGUGGUUUCCGGGAUCGUGACCGGGACUUUGGACGAGGAAGGGAUAGGGAUCGUGAGAGAGAUUUUGACCGAGACAGCUUUAGGAACCGUGACAGGGAUAGGGAUCGUGACUGGAGAGAUCGUGACCGCGAGAGGGAUAGAGAUCGCCGGGAUCGUCGUGAUGACAAACCACGUGAAGGAACCAAAGAGCAGAUGGCAGAUGACAAAAUUGUGCCGCAAAAGAGUCAACAACCUUUAGAUUCAAAUCCACAACAAUCCCCGAAGCCCUUACUGAGCCCACCACCCAGUGCCCAAACAUCAACUGGAAUUCUAAGAAAACCCUCAGAAACAGCUCCUCAAGAAGCCACUAGUAAGCAACAAACUCCUGAAGCUGGUGGGUCGGCACUCCCGGUUCCUGCACAGGCUGCACCCCCGGUUCCUGCUCAGGAUGCACCCCCGGUUCCUGCUCAGGCUGCACCCCCAAGAUCGCCUCAAUUUCCAGGACUGCCCUCGGCCCCCAAGGAAGAGCCCACAGCAGCCGCUGCUGCACCAGAGCCCCACAAACUCAAUCCCCUUGCUGAAGCCUUUGUGCCAAGCGGUGGUGAAGAGCCAUCAAAGGCCAAAUCCCCCAAGGGACUCUACGCAGAUGUCCCAGACCCAGUACAAUCGCAAACACAGUCACCUCAGCGUGCACAGGUUUCUGAAUCAGAGCAGCAGAACAAUGGCCCCAUGGGCUCUGCUAAUAACCAGGUGAAUUUGGGUAAUUCAUUGAGUGAGGGCAAAGCAAAAGAAGUUCACUCCGCUGAGAAUGCAAGUCAAGCUGCCACUGGACAGACUGACUCGGGAAGUGCAGUUAAUGCCCAGGAUAAAGAGAGUACGUGAGGUUCCCCUAGUGCUAGGAUAUGGCUGGACUGAACGUUUCCCCUGAAAAUGCUCCAAAGGCCCACUAACGUUUGCCUUCAAAGAAGGGCUUGAUCUUACAUAAGUUAAUGGGAAAGUGACCAGCAAACUGAUGCCCAGACCUGUAGUAGGCUUUCAUAGUUCCCUCUGUUUGAGGCAUGCUUUGAGAUCUGCUUGUGCACUCUUGUGAGCUGAAAAGCAGCCCCGACCAAAUGGAGGGAAACUAGCUUCCCCUGACGCUGAAUGAUUCAACUUCAGUGUCUUUCCAUCACAUUUUUGACAAGAUUUUCUUUUGAAUUGAUUUUUGCCCACUUGUUAAAGCCUAAUUAUCUUAUGCUGUGUGAGUAUGUUACUGCCGAAAGAAGUUCAACAGUGCAAGAUUUCACAAAAUACUGCUUGGAGAAUGUGCCUAAUUCCUGUCUAGUUCUUCCUCGAAGGAGGGGUGCAAAUUGCUAAUCCUUUAUCCAUUAUCGUCAGAGUUCCUGAUGUCACCUCAUCGCCUAGAAAAGUGCAAUGUUAAUGUGAUGCCAUGCCAAGUUACCACGGCGAGGUUGCAUACUUGUGCCAUGUGCAAGAUUGAUUUAACUACAGUUAAUGCUGAAUGUGUCAGCAGCAGAGUAUUCUCAGCACUUUGAAAUGGAUUAUGGAUUAAAUAGCGUUUCCAGAUUUAAUACCACAUGCUGAAAAAUAUACUGAUGUCAGGUAUAGAUACCAAACGCAUCCAGGAAAAGGGGGAUACAUGUAAAUACCUGUUGAGAAGGCCAGCCUUGUGAGGGGAGUAAAAAAGCUGUCAUCUAAUCUACCAUUUUUAAUUUGAGAAGUUCACUUUAGUACUUAUAUAUAAAUUUCCGAAUAUUCCUUUUUUUCUAUUUCCUGAAAUAAUGACUCAAGGCCGUGAGAAGUGGUAGUGAGGUUGAAGAAUUCAGUUUUACAGAUUCUUCCAUGCUAUCCUCGCAUCUGCCAAAUGAAGACAAACUUGGUUUCUAACUAUUGGCUUCAGAUACAUACUGGAAAUGACGAAAGGCGGGUAGUACUGGGAGUACGGGAAUUGAAGAGAGCUCCGAGAUUGAGCAACAUUCGUUACUCUGUGAGACACCGAAAGUCGUUAAGGCCUAAUGAUGCUUCGAUCUUGUGCAUGGUGUAUGCUUCCUCUUUGGCGUCUUAGACAAACAGCGGUAUUAUUGAGCGGUUUGAUAUCACUCUGUUGUAUUGAAUCAAGAACCCAAAUUUGUUUUUAAAGGUGUAAAAAUUAUCCUUUUUAAUUCAAUUUUUAAUAAGUUGACAAAUUGCGUUUCUUACCAUACUUGCUUGGGCAGUGUAAAUGCGAAGAGGAAAAGGCCCUGUGUCUGGGAUAAUUGGUUGGUUGGGGUGGGGGUUUGCAUUCUCGAUUAUGGCUUUUCAGUUAUGUGUCAUCUGUUGAUUACUAAACUGUUCCAAAAAUGGGUACCCCCCCUUUUUAAGUGUAAAUGUAUCUGCUCAAAAUCUUGGCUGACAUCAUUCCUGUGUCUUUUAAAUGCUCCCCCCCCCUUUCGCAAGGCCAUGCUUCAGUCCCCGAUGUACCGGUAACCUGCCAAACUUACUGUUAAAAGUUCUGGGGCCAACCCAAAUCUUUGAACUCAUGGUUGCAGCUGCUUUCAGUACAGAGUGGAACUUGAAUCCCAACCUGUAGUGCAUCACAGACCCUGUGGUGAUGAGUUGGUGUCUUUGGAAGACAUUAAAAUCUUCAGUGGCAAAUUUUAUACGAUAAAAGAAAGUCCUUGGUGUGUUGGCUGUUGAUGUACUUAUGUAGAUUGUUGUUCCAAGUAGUUGCAAAAUGUGUUAACAAUAUGUGUGAUAGCUACUUCAGUUUCUGUCCCUUAAAAUCAAUACAAAAAUGAAAAGGCAAUUACACUAAAUUCGUAUGCACUUGUGUAUUCAUCUUUCGCACAUUGAGCAAAUUCCGAGGAUUUUUUUAAUGUUAUAGUUAGCGCACAGUGUUUUGAAGGCAAAACACUGAUCAACAGUUUUGGGUCGACAGUCAACAUUAACAGCAGAUUUUCGAACAUGCAGUGACGCGUCAAAGAGGGGAAAUAUUGUAGCGCAAACCUUGAUGCGGCUUUUAUUUUUGUUUUGAUUUAAAACUGAUCUGGCAUUGCAGACAUUUAUCUUUUUUUGUUUGAUUAGUGUACAAAUGAGUUCCAACAAGUUGAUUCUGUUCAUUUUUGUUGUGAUUGCGUAUUGUUAAAAAUGUUUUUGAGGAGUUGAAAUUAUUUAGCAAUGGGAAAACUGUAAAAGAAGUUACGUUUGUAUAAAAGUUGAACGGAAAUACUUACGCUGUAAAUACUAAGCUUAAUAAUUGUAGCUUUUUUGAAUCAAUUUGUUGAGCUCAUUUCUAUACAAUUGUUAUCACAAUCUUGGUUAACCAUUUACAGUAGUAAAGCUUAAAAGGUAAGGUUUGUGAAUAUUAACUCGGUCUCAAAUUGAGACUCAGCGGAUGAGCAAGUCGACCAACCAAGAUUGGUCAUCAAAACGUCCGUCAAGGCACCGCCACCAAACGGAAGGAAAGGACAUUACAGCGCACGUCGCAAGUGAUGGUUCAAGGACCUUCAAAUGUGUUGGAACUUUCGGCAAGGCUGGCACGGGUCUCAAAUCGAGAGCCCGUGUUUCACGGGAAGUAUAAAUGGAUUGUGGCUUGUAUGAAAGGGAGGGGAUAUGCAUGCUGUGUUCACUGAACUGUGUAUAUAUACAUGUGUACAUGUAAUGAACGACUUGGUGAAGGACCGGUACAUGUCCUUGAAGCUGGGAAGAAUGACGCCAAAGCGGUAACGCCUCGAGCUUCAAAGUUAUGCAGAAGAUUUCGUGAAUAUGCAUGUAACUGCAAUGUAUACGCGGUGAACCCCGUUGUAUAUAAUCGCUAGUUUGUGUACAUACGCGCACGUACUUGUAAAUAUUGUGCUAUGUGGUGUGUUCUUCAUUUGUUCCAAAAUUGUCCAACACAACUAUUGUGCAGCAUCUUGAGAAAAAAACUAACAUGAUGCUACAUUACAUUACAAAUGAUGAAGAAAUUCCAUGCUCGGAGAAGCUUAUCCAUGUACUUUGUGAAAAAAGCAGCCGAGGCAAAGGAAAUCUACCGCCCUAAACCAAGUCCAUGAUAUUUCCAGAAAAAUUAACUAUCAUAAUUUGUUAAUACUACAGAAACAAAAGUUAGCUUCAUGGAAUCACCUUUUUAAUAGGGAGCGGCUCUUCAAACAACGUUUGAGUGACGCUCUUUAAGUGGUCGCCUUUGUAAGUUAGAAAUUUACCUUUGCUGAUUUGAUGUGAAAUUGAAGCCUUUUAAAAGUUGGAAAAGGAGGCUUCUGUGAAACAAGACUGUGCGUGUUGAACAAAGUUGAAAUUUUAUUAAAAGAAGUACAAAUAGGUUCAGACAGCUCUGUUGCUGGUACCGAAACACAUUACCCAAUGAAUUCAGAAGCAAAACUAGACAUUUAAUCAUGCACAACUGCUGUUUCUUUCCAUUGACGUAAAGCCCUGCAGGUCAUUGGUCAAGUAAAAUGCUUACUGUGUAUUGCGUUGUAGCUAGAACAAUUGUUAUUAAUAUCAAGAGUGGUGAUGUAAUACCCUUAAAGUUUCUAUUUGUUAAGGUGA